This is a messenger RNA of Lentinula edodes (shiitake mushroom), 2433 nucleotides long. RefSeq lists its product as uncharacterized. The record is from RefSeq and is a predicted model, not a curated record. The coding region runs from base 1 to 2433 and encodes 810 amino acids. Gene Ontology annotation, molecular function: 4 iron, 4 sulfur cluster binding; homoaconitate hydratase activity. Gene Ontology annotation, biological process: L-lysine biosynthetic process. Lineage: Eukaryota; Fungi; Basidiomycota; Agaricomycetes; Agaricales; Omphalotaceae. The transcript has 6 exons.
AUGAUACCUCGAAGGACUCAUCGAGGUGCAAAGGCACUGCGCUCUUCCGUCUUGACUAAAAAUCAGAGCUCGUUGAAUAUCACCGCUUCUACAUCGCGAACUUAUGCCACAUCCAUAACAUACGGAACAUCUUCAAGAUCACCUCAAACGGUGAUUGAAAAAGUCGUUGAACGAUACACGGUUGGGUUACCUCAAGGACAUACUGUUCAGGCUGGAGAUUAUGUUAUGAUUCGACCAGAACAUGUGAUGACUCACGAUAAUACUGGGCCCGUUAUUUCCAAGUUCAAAUCUAUCGGCGCAACUUCCAUUCAUAACCAUCGUCAACCAGUGUUUACUCUCGACCACGAUGUGCAGAACCUGUCCCCAGCCAAUUUACAAAAAUAUUCGAAAAUUGAAUCCUUCGCCCGUCAAAAUCAUAUUGACUUUUACCCUGCCGGUCGAGGUAUAGGUCACCAAAUUCUAAUCGAAGAAGGUUACGCUUUCCCGUACACUCUCACCGUCGCUUCAGACUCCCACUCGAACAUGUACGGCGGCGUAGGCUGUGUCGGGACGCCAAUAGUUCGUACGGAUGCAGCCGCACUGUGGGCAACUGGCAAGACGUGGUGGCAAGUUCCGAGAAUGAUUAGGGUCGAGUUGAAGGGAAGACUCAGAGCUGGAGUCACUGGGAAAGAUGUCAUCGUCGCGCUUUGCGGGGCUUUUGGCAAGGACGAGGUAUUGAAUGGCGCGGUGGAAUUCUGCGGAGAGGGCGUAGAGAGUUUAACUGUGGAAGAGAGACUGACCAUCGCAAACAUGACGACCGAGUGGGGAGCAUUAUCAGGGGUGUUUCCGGUAGACAGAACGCUCGUCGACUACUACGACGGUGUGGUGGAUAAACUUGAACGCAGAACAUUUGGAGGAGAAGGAAUUCCACCUCCGCCUGAACACCCCAGGCUCAACCGUACACGAGUUGACUCUCUCCGCCAAACACCUUCUACCUCAUUUGCUUCAGAUCCAGCGGCUACCUAUGCACUUCGACUAUUGUUUGAUCUCUCCUCCCUCGUUCCGCACGUUUCCGGACCAAAUUCCGUCAAAAUCGCUACACCCUUACCUAAAUUGGAAGACAAAAGUGUGCAGGUGAACAAAGCGUACCUGGUAUCAUGUACAAAUUCGAGGGUUGAAGAUUUGAAAAGUGCCGCUGAUGUAUUCAGGGGGUACGAGACACCCUCCUCGUCUGCUUCACCAGUCUCUGCAUCGGCUUCCCCAGAUGUUUCAACAAUCAAGCACCACGUUCAUCCCUCUGUUCAAUUUUAUAUCGCUGCUGCUUCUUCCGUCGUGCAAGCCGAGUCUGAAGCAAGAGGGGACUGGGAUGUUCUUGUUCGUGCAGGAGCAAAGGUAUUGCCAGCUGGAUGUGGCCCGUGUAUUGGGUUGGGAGUGGGUUUGUUGGAGGAGGGAGAAGUUGGCAUCUCCGCCACCAAUCGCAACUACAAAGGCCGCAUGGGCCAUCCUAAUGCACAAGCCUACCUUGCCUCGCCUUCCGUCGUUGCUGCGAGCGCGGUUCAGGGGAUAAUAUGUGGACCGGAUUCGUUGGGCUCUGUUCGAUCAGAGGAAAAAGAUCUGGAUCUGGAGCCGAAGUAUGAUAUCGUGGAAUUGACGUCCUUAAAAUCUACUACCUCCCCAACACUCGCAGAAUCAACGACAACGAAUUCAACGUCGAUAGAAAUCAUGCCGCCGUUCCCGACCCAGAUCAAUGGUCCGAUCCUGUUCUUACCUGCAGAUAAUGUAUCGACGGAUGCUAUAUAUCCUGGAAAAUACACGUACCAAGAUUCCAUGUCUCGCUCUCAAAUGGGCGAAGUGGUGCUGGAGAAUUAUUCCCAAAACGCUAGCGGGUCAACACCGAGCACAACAACAACAAGUACAAGCUCAAGUACGACCUCAAAUGCAAACCCAAAGAGCACCACUAUAUCCGCCCCUCUCCUGAUUUCUGGCUUCAAUUUCGGUACUGGUUCCUCUCGUGAGCAAGCUGCCACCUCACUGCUCGCAGCGGGUGUCCCGCUUGUUGUUGCUGGCUCUUUUGGCGACAUAUUCAAGCGUAACGCAAUCAACAACGGCCUGAUAUGCUUGGAAUGCCCCUCUCUCGUUGACUACUUGACCUCCACUUAUUCGACCCAAUUAGAAGGAGGGAGGAGGAGUGCUGGUGCAGGGAAUGGGGUGAUGAUUUGCGACUCUGCUAAAGCCCAUAACGCGAACGCGGAUAAUAAUAUGUCGAGCUCGGGUUUAAAGUUGGGCUUGGAAGUGGAUAUGGCUGAAGGUGUCAUGAUGCUUUCCGAGGGGAAGAAGGAAAGUAAAUUUACAUUUAAAAGCGUAGGUACUAGUGUACAAGAGCUGUGGAUUUGUGGGGGAUUAGAAGGGCUGGUUUUGAAAGAGUUGAGGGAGGCUCGGGAAGGAAAGGCAUGA